Leptopilina heterotoma is the source of this 2861-nucleotide messenger RNA. RefSeq names its product endothelin-converting enzyme 1-like. The record is from RefSeq and is a predicted model, not a curated record. Lineage: Eukaryota; Metazoa; Arthropoda; Insecta; Hymenoptera; Figitidae. The transcript has 18 exons. Bases 299 to 2290 code for a protein of 663 amino acids. Gene Ontology annotation, cellular component: plasma membrane. Gene Ontology annotation, molecular function: metalloendopeptidase activity. Gene Ontology annotation, biological process: protein processing.
AACUCCUUCAUAGUAGAAUAGAUUAUAUCAACAAUAGUUUUACAACUUUUAAAAUGUUUUUAAAAAAUAGAAAAAUAAUCAUUUUUUAGAAUUCAAAAGCAAAAUUUAUCUCUCAUUUAAUAGUUGUUUUUCCAAUGUAUGUAAAUAUGGUAAAAAAUAAUAAUUCCUGCCGAUGAUAAACUGAAGGUAUAAAUAAGAGUUUGAAACUUUAUUUCUUACUAUAAAAUUGUUUCUCUUGUCGUAAUUAUCGAUUAAGAAAACAUUUUUCGUUCUUCAUUUAAAAGCGAAAACAAUUAAAAUGCAAUUUUGGUUUUUACCAGUACUAUCUGUAAUUACAGUAGUUUAUUGUGAAGAAAUGGAUUUAGACCAACUUUCUGCUUUACUGUAUAGUGGAAUAAAUCAAAGUGCAGAUCCAUGUGACAAUUUUUAUGAUUUUGUCUGUGGUAAAUGGGUUAAAAACAAUCCUAGUGUUGAGUAUAUUAAAAAAAGUUGGGACCUCUCCGAAUUGACAAAAUUUAAAUUUAUUAAUAUAGUCAAAGAUAUUCUGGAAGGGAAUGCUAAUAUGAAAGAUAAUGCAAAACUCUCCAUGGAAAAGAUGUACUACAAAUCGUGCAUUGAUGAGGAUUAUUCAGUAAGAAACGGAAAAGCAAUUUUUGCAGAUGUAAUGUCUAAAACUAACUGGGAAGGACAAUCCUGGCAAGAUGUGGCUAAAUAUUUUGCUACAAUAGUUGGUGAAACUUUUCUUUUUCAAAUUGUGCUCGACGAAGAUACGAGCUUGAAUAUUGUAAAACCAUACAAGUCGAGGACAAACUCUAUACCAUUUAGAGAUGAACCGGUAUCAUAUAAGCAUAAUAUACAUGUCUUCUUGAGUCAACAUAAAAAAAUUACAAAAAAAACUUUAGAUAAACACAAAACGUCAUUGCUAAAGUUUAUGCAAAGAAUAAACAAGCUCGUGCAUGAUGAGGAUUUAGAAAUUGGAACUUAUACUAUUGGAGAAUUACAAAAAUUCUAUGAUUCCAAGUGCUCUUCGUUAAACGAUAAUUCGAAGAUUAAUUGGCUUGAUUUUCUUCGACUGCUUGCUGAUGACAAGGAAAAUUCUAUAGACCCAUCUUUUAAAGUAGUAAUUAAUACGAAUUAUAUUCUUCAAUUGUGUAGAAUCUUAAGUAAAACACCAAUCUCGACAAUUGUACUAUACAUGCAAUUCAAUUUUGAAUUUACUCCCGAGAUAUAUUAUUCUCUUAACACAGUGGAAGGUGUUAACAGUUCUCCUGAAAGGUCCUAUUAUUGUUUAAACAAUAUACCAAUGACACUUGGAUUUAGUGAUGUAAUAAUGAAUAAUAAGGAAUUCGAUGGAAGAGAGAGAUUUGUCAUGAAACUCCUUGAUCAUUUCAAGCCCAUAUUAAGAGGAGAAAUUGAUAAUAGUUGGAUUGAUCAUGUCGCGAGAAAUGACGCUCUAAAUAUAAUAUCAGAGAUAAAACUUCUUUUUUUGCCACUUAAUUACGUGUUCAGCGAAUUCAUGUUAGAGAAGACAACAUUUUCGUACAAUUUCGCUAUAAGUAGAAGCGCUUUCCAGAAUUUGAUUAACUUUAAAAAGGCUCAAACUGUACAUUAUUUUCAAUUGGCCCAAAAUAAACAGCAAUCGAAAAGCAAGAACAACAGAAGAAGCAAAAGAGAGAUGAAAAUGCACUUGUCUUACGAAGAAGGUGAAAAUUCGUUAAUGAUAUCGCCAAUACAUUUAUUUGCACCCUAUUAUCAUCAUCAAGCACCAACCGCCUACAAUAUUGGAAAAAUGGGAGAUUUAAUCGGUCAUGAAAUGUCUCAUGCAUUUGAUAUUGAUUUUAUUUCUAAGAAAUAUAAAAAAUCUUGGAAUGAAGAGAAUCCAGACAUGGCAACAAUAUUUAACGAAAGGAAAACCUGUCUCAUAAAUCAUUACAAUAAUUUAAAUGUGAAUGGUGCGGCUACUCUAAAUGAAAAUUAUGCUGACUUACAAGGAUUAAAAUUGUCAUUUAAAGCGAUGAGACAAAUAAUUGACGCUCAUCCAUCUUUAGGAGAGAAAACACUACCAGGUUUUGAACAAUUCAAUACAAACCAAUUGUUCUUCAUUUCCUUUGCAAAUAAUUUUUGUGAAAAGUCAGUAACAAAUAAUGAUGAGGAUCAUGCACCAUCUAUGGCAAGAGCUGUUGGUACUUUGAAGAAUAUGAAGGAAUUUGCAGAUGCAUUUAAUUGUCGAAAAGGUCAACACAUGAAUCCAAUACACAAGUGUGACUUCUGGGAGAAUGAAAAUCCAUAGUCUGCAUAUUAUGCUUUGCUUUCUAUAACUACGAUAUACUAUUUAUAGUAAUUACGAAUAUAUUCUUAAAUAACGGAAUGUUUAAAAAAUAACUAUCUAAGCUAUCUUGACUAUUUUAAAAACUAUGACUAUCCAGCGUAUAUUUUACUUGCUUUAACUAGAAUAUUUUACGAAAUGUUAAAAAAUAAUUAACAAUAAAAACUUAAAUAAAACUUUCAUUUUUUGAAAUUUAAAGAAAAUGUUUUAUAUAAAUUAAAAAAGCACAUGAAAAAUUGUUUCCUUAAAAUCAAACGCAUUUUUUUUGACACAGGAUAAAUAAUCGAAUAUAUUAAGUAUGCAAUACUUCUACGACUUUAAAACUUUCUUUUAAAAAUAUAGAAUCGAUUCAAAAAUGUUGUUCAGAAUAUGGAAAGCAAAGUUUAUCUCUAAUUUUAUAGAUAUUUUUUUCGAUCUCUGUAAAUACGGUAAACAAUAAUAACUCGUGCUGAUGAUAAACUGAAGGUAUAAAUAUGAGUUUAAUAAAAUAAUUUUAACUAAUUGAGUUUUUACAUAAAUUUAACAAAAAUUUAUG